Messenger RNA from Lytechinus variegatus (green sea urchin), 2360 nucleotides. RefSeq names its product phosphatidylinositol transfer protein alpha isoform-like. The record is from RefSeq and is a predicted model, not a curated record. Lineage: Eukaryota; Metazoa; Echinodermata; Echinoidea; Temnopleuroida; Toxopneustidae. Gene Ontology annotation, biological process: phospholipid transport. The transcript has 10 exons. Gene Ontology annotation, cellular component: cytoplasm. Gene Ontology annotation, molecular function: phosphatidylinositol binding; phosphatidylinositol transfer activity; phosphatidylcholine intramembrane carrier activity. The coding region runs from base 150 to 1004 and encodes 284 amino acids.
AACGGUAGUUCAUCAAAACCAGAGUGCUUUACACCAAGAACUCAUAUCAGCGAACUGAAAAAAUAGGUCUUACUUGCUUAGGGAGUCAUUUUAUUCAUCGAACAUUUCGAGAAAUUCGCGACAAAGUAGAGUGGACUGAUCUAAAUACGAUGGAAGGAGCACCUGGUCCAGUUUAUAGAAUAUACCGUAUCGUUCUUCCCUAUCUAUCUUCUGAGAAGGCUCAUAUCGGACUGUUAUACAAUUUGUGUAAGAGUUCUUGUGAGGAGACUGGUGGAGGGGAAGGUGUGGAGAUGAUUGCGAAUAAUAUUGCUGAUAGUACCAGAUUCCCUAAAAGGGUGAAGCCAGGAGAACAAGUAUAUUAUUACCACAAAAUACUCCAUCUAGCAUCAAAAGUGCCGGCAUUUAUAAGACUUCUCGCACCGAAAGGAUCAUUGGAGGUACACCAGAAGACUUGGGACACAUUUCCUGUAAUAAGAUCAGAAUAUAGUAAUCCUGACUAUAUGAAGGAUGGCUUUAUAUUUAUUCGUCACACAAUAUUCCAGGACAAUGACAAAGCCAGUAUGGCGGACAGCGUGUUCGAUAACAUCAGUGUCAUCGGUGAGGAUAAAAUUAAGCAAGCAGCAAUAGUUGAUAUAGAUAUUGUCAAUGAUCCUGUUUCAUCAGCGGAUUAUAGUGAAGAAACUGACCCAACAAAGGUCCGGCUAGAAAAAAUUAACUGUGGACCUCUGACAUCUGACUGGAAGGAGAAGGAAACCAAGUUUAUGACUUUGUACUUAUUUGAGGAGAUUGAGUUCAAAUGGUGGGGAUUGCAAACUAAGGUUCAGAGUGUUAUGAUUAAGGCUAAUCAUCGCAUUCAUCGUAACUUCUAUCGUAAAAUGUUUUGCAAUCUGGAUGAGUGGUAUGACAUGACUAUCGAGCAGAUCAGAGAACUUGAAGACAAAACAAAAGAAGAGCUGCAAAAGAUGCUUAGGUCUGGUGAUGUUCGUGGGAUGGUAGAAAAAUAAAUCCAUGAUCGUUGUCAAUCCGAUCCCCAUCAAUGCGUCAGACUAGUUGCUUAAAAAUUUUCCAUACAUCAUUUUUUUUUCUCAAAAUCUUAAUUUUGCUACUGAUAUAACGAGUAAAAAAAAUGACACCUCACAAAUCCCUGAUUUACGGAAAAUAUAUGUCGUUAACAUUAUACUUGUUUAAUGAACACUUUUUAGUAUCAAUUGUCAAGUUAACGUCAUUAAAAAGGGAUUUGCAAAUAUGUUUACUAACUCAUGUAGGAUUAUGACAUCAUUGGCUAGGGUUUCAUUCAUUGCAGUCAUGCCUUACUUUGGUGCAAUCAAAAUUUUCAUAACUACAAGGAAUACCUACUUAUUUUCCAAGCGUUAACACAAACCACAUAAAUAUGCUAUCAAAUUAUUUGGAAGAAUAUCAUUUUUCCAGCCAUAUAUAAUGAUUAUGUGUUAACAGCAUAUUUUUCCCAACUUGGGGAUUUGUGAGGUGUCAAAUUUAUUUUACUCCCUUACCAUUGUAUUUUAAUGAAAGUUUAUCUGCCGCUCACAGACAUAUUCCCUAUCACACCCAAUCGUGUAUUCAAAAAAAUAAUUUUUUCAUACUCAUUGAAAAGAUCAUGGGGUACACAAUAUCAAAUGUCCCCCCUACUAUUUUUGGUCUGUUAUGAUGGAGAAAAAUACUUCAUCGCAAUCAAAAUAACACAUGUAUUUUGGAAUAAAUGACCUUACAUUUAGGGUGAAAACUUUUUUUUUUUGGCUUGUCAAAUUUCCCAGCCCCUGGUACCCCCCCCCCCCCCACCUUUGGGGACAGAUUUCCGCCCAUGCAAAAGAUUUUGUGUUUUAGUAUUAAUGUUGUUUCACUAUGGACUAUUGAGUGAGGCCAUCCAGUCUUACUGUUUAUUAUAACCUUCAUGGAAAGCCAUGCGACUGUGUAUUAACUGAUUACAACUUUGUAUAUUGUUAUCUUAUCUGUGAAAUAAAGAAUGAAUUGAAUUACCAUGGGAAAUAUGACACUAAAGAUUUUUGUAUUUUUUCACUUACGCUCAAUAUGUUUUGUGUUUAGAUACAUAUGAGCAAGAUGAUCGGUUAUCAAUUUGAUUAUGAUAUUUCUUAGUGUUAUUCUAAUUACAUUUAUAUUGAAUUUCACUGUAAAAAGGUAUAGUUACACUUUAUCAAAACUAAGAUGUGAUGAUGUAUAUUAUAUUAUUUUGUGUAGGGUGUUACGUUUGGUACAAAGUGGAAUGAUUAAUCAGUAAUAUAUAUACAUGUAAGUAUUAAUAUUUACUUAAAAUUAUUGCAGACUUUAUGAUUAUAGGGCAAAUGAGAAAUAACAAUUACAUAUUAAAAAUAAUGAAAAUGUUA